GCGGAGGCGGAGCAGACCGCCUCCCUCCACCGCCUCCAUUUUGAAUAGCGAUGUAACGGGGGCUCCGCCGCGUCGUUAGCGUCGACCAGCCCGCUGCACGGUGUCAACAAGCCGCAUCCAGACACCCUUCGACAUGGACGACCUCUUCAGUCCGCGGAGGAGCUUGAACAGCACCCAAGGGGAGAUACGAGUGGGACCAAGUCACCAGGCCAAGCUUCCCGAGCUGCAGCCACGGUCAGCCCCUAGCCUCCAGACUCAGACGGAGAGCGAGGAGCUGGUGUGGACCCCGGGAGUCAAUGACUGUGAUCUACUCAUGUACCUGAGAGCGGCAAGGAGCAUGGCAGCGUUUGCAGGGAUGUGUGAUGGCGGCUCGACGGAGGAUGGGUGCCUGGCGGCGUCCCGUGAUGACACCACUCUCAACGCACUGAACAUGUUGCAUGCCAGCCAUUACGAUGCAGCCAAAGCUCUCCAGCAUCUGGUGAAGAAACCAGUUCCAAAGCUGAUUGAGAAGUGCUGGUCAGAGGACGAUGUGAAACGCUUCAUCAAAGGCCUUAGGCUUUACGGCAAGAACUUCUUCCGCAUUCGAAAAGAGCUUCUGCCCAGCAAAAAGACGGGUGAGCUGAUCACGUUCUACUACCACUGGAAGAAGACGCCGGAGGCCUCAGGAACCAGAGCCUAUCGCCAGCACCGUCGCCAGCCAUCUUCACGCAAGGCUAAGACCCGGUCAGCCACGGCCCCCGUCAGCACGCCGUCCCGGUCCCACUCACUGGACAUGAGCUCCGCCAGUGAGGAUGACAUGGAAAGUGAAGACAGUGAACAAGACUUGAAGCGGUCCACCUGCAGCCACUGUGGCACAACAGCCUCUAAGGACUGGCACCCCGCGGGGGGUCGUGUCAGCACCGUGCUGUGCGCCACGUGCCACGUCUACUUCAACAAGCAUGGCCGCCUCCCAGCCGCUCAGAAACCGGCGGACCCUCCGUUCAUGUUCAAACCUGUGAAGGAGGAAGACGAGGACUCCAGCGGGAAGCACGGGAUGAGGACGCGACGGAGCAGAGCAGCCCUGUCGUCUCUGAGGAGCGGUCACAGGAGAUUGACCGGCUCUCCUACCAGCGAGGAGCAGCAGUCCAGCAGCCAGCCCUCUCCCAGCGGGGCCAGCUCAGUUUCCAACGCCUCCAGGACCUCUUCCACCGACAGCAAGAGCGACUCCACCAAGAGGCCAAACAAGAAGCUCAAAGAAGAGGUUCUGUUACCAAAGACCACCAAGCGAGCAAGGGAGGUGGUGGCCCAGGAGACUGAUGAGCUCAGCAAAAUGACAGCCAAAAAGCCCAAGACCCAGGAGGCGCUGGUGUCUCGGUCGGAGGGUGAGGUGGAGGAGGAGAGCUCCGACAGCCGCAGUGCCAACGAGGACGGCAGUGACACCAAAGACAUCGACCAGGACAACCGCAGCUCCUCCCCCAGCAUCCCCAGCCCGCAGCCUGGCAACGAGAGCGACUCGGACUCCUCCCCGCAGCCCAGCGGCCCGCAGACUGCCGCCCCGCAUGUCCCCGCUCACCAGCCCCCCCACGGCGCUCCGGACCCCCUCCACGCUCCACCCGCCCCGGGCCCGCUCCCUGUGGCCCAGGCGCCGCCUCACGGCCCCCCGCGCCAAGCCCCGCCCCACUUCUCCAGGGAGCCCCUGGUCCCGAAGGCCCCUCCCUCCGUACCCCAGGCCAAGCCUCCCCCAACCACCCCCAUCCCGCCCUCGCUCAGACAGUCGCCCCACCUGUCGGCCACGCAUUUCACCCAGAUGCCCACCAACCUGCCCCCGCCCCCGGCCCUCAAGCCCCUCAACGCCCUGCCUAACCAGCAUGCCCCCGGGGCCCCCCCUCCCCCCCUGCAGCUCAUGCAGAGCCUCCCAGCCGCCCAGCUGGCUGCUCUCCCCCACCUUCAGAACCACCCCCGCGCCCAUUCGUCUCAUCUGCCCAACCCCCACCCCCAAACCCUCUCCGCCAUGGCACAGUCCAGCCACAACAUAGGCCCCGCCCCCAGCCACAACGUAGGCCCCGCCCCCAGCCACAACGUAGGCCCCAGCCACAACGUAGGCCCCGCCCCCAGCCACAACGUAGGCCCCGCCCCCAGCCACAACGUAGGCCCCGCCCCCAGCCACAACGUAGGCCCCGCCCCCAGCCACAACGUAGGCCCCGCCCCCAGCCACAACGUAGGCCCCGCCCCCAGCCACAACGUAGGCCCCGCCCCCAGCCACAACGUAGGCCCCGCCCCCAGCCACAACGUCGGCCCCGCCCCCAGCCACAACGUCGGCCCCGCCCCCAGCCACAACGUCGGCCCCGCCCCCAGCCACAACGUCGGCCCCGCCCCCAGCCACAACAUGGGCCCCGCCAACAGUAACAACACGGGCCCUGCUGCGAGCCCCAAUAUAGGCCCCUCCUCCAUCCCAAACAUAGUCCCUGCCCCCAACCACAAAAUAGGCCCUGCCCCCAGCCACAAUACAGGCCCUACCUCCAGCCACAAGAUAGGCCCCGCCCCCAGCCUCAACCCAUCCUUACCUCCUCACUCUCUGAGGCCCUGCGCCCCGACCAGCAGCCCACACAGGGCACAUAUUCACAUCAAGGAGGAGCCAAUGGAUGAGCUAGAAGAAGCGGAAAGCCCGCCUCCUCCGGCCAGCAGUCCCUCGCCAGAGCCCACGGUCGUCAACAUCGCCAGCCACGCCAGCCAGUCUGCCAGGUUUAUCAAACACUGGGACCGGGGCUGCAACUCCUGCUCCAGAACAGACCUGUUCUUCACACCGCUGGCCGCCUCAAAGCUGGCCAAGAAGAGGGAGGAGACGAUGGAGAAGUCCAGGAGAGAGGCGGAGCUCGGCGCUCGCCAGGAGCGGGAGAGGGAGAAGGACCGGGAGAGAGAGCGAGAGAGGGAGGCAGACAAAAAUGUGAGAGUCUCCAGCUCAUCCCAAGACAGUCGCAUGAGCGAUGCCCAGAUGUCAGCCCAGAUGUCAGCCCAGAUGUCCGCCCAGAUGUCCGCCCAGAUGUCAGCCCAGAUGUCGGCUCAGAUGUCGGCUCAGAUGGCGGCCCAGAUGUCAGCCCAGAUGUCUGCCCACGGCCACAUGCGCUCCUCCUUCGAGCAGCCGCCCACCACGGUGGCGGCCGUGCCCCCCUACAUCGGGCCGGACACGCCCGCCCUGCGCACGCUCAGCGAGUACGCGCGCCCCCACGUCAUGUCGCCAACCAACCGCAACCACCCCUUCUUCAUGUCCCUGAGCCCCGGGGAGCCUCUGCUGGCCUACCACAUGCCCGGCCUGUACGGCAAUGACCCGGGCCUCCGCGAGCGCGAGCUGCGCAACCUGCGGGAGCGGGAGCUCCGGGAGCGCAUGAAGCCCGGCUACGAGAUGAAGCCCCCGGAGCUGGAGGCCAUGCACCCCUCGGCCAACCCCAUGGAGCACUUCGCCCGGCACGGCGCUCUUGUGCUGCCGCACAUGGCCGGCCCGCCGCACCACUUCGCCCAGUUCCACCCGGGGCUGAACCACCUGGAGCGCGAGCGCAUGAUGAUGGCCAACCAGCAGCUGCGGCCGGAGCUGAGCUACGCAGAGCGGCUGACGGCCGAACGGCUGCACGCCGAGAGGAUGGCGUCGGUGGCCAGCGACCCGGCCGCCCGGCUGCAGAUGCUCAACGUGACGCCGCACCACCACCAGCACUCCCACAUCCACUCACACCUCCACCUGCACCAGCAGGACCCCCUCAACCAAGGCUCUUCUCCACACACUCUGGACCCCAUGGCAACCGGGCCCCGCUUGGCCCGCUUCCCGUUCCCCAACGGACCCGUCCCCAACCCCUUACUCAACGACCUCCCCCACGACCACGACAUGCUGCGGCACCCGCUGUUCGGCGUUGCGUAUCCGCGGGAGAUGCAGGGCCAGAUGCCCCAGAUGUCGGCCGCCCACCAGCUGCAGGCGAUGCACGCCCAGUCGGCGGAGCUGCAGCGCAUGGCCCUGGAGCAGCAGUGGCUGCAUGGGCACCACCACCUGCACGGUGGCGGCCCGCUGCCCGGCCAGGAGGACUACUACAGGUGGGUGUCCAGCACCGCUGGGCAGAGCGUUUGACUGACAGAUGCCGUUUGAAGAAGGAAGGAGACAAGCCAUCCUGAAGCCAAGAUGGGCCAGACACCAUCUGAACAGAAUCCAGUAUACAGAUGGUGUCAGCCUCCACCCUAACAGAUCCAGUAUACAGAUCAACUAGACUCCACCCCAACAGAUCCAGUACAGAUCAACUAGACUCUACCCUAACAGAUCCAGUAUACAGAUUAACUAGACUCCACCCUAACAGAUCCAGUAUACAGAUCAACUAGACUCCACCCUAACAGAUCCAGUAUACAGAUUAACUAGACUCCACCCCAACAGAUCCAGUAUACAGAUUAACUAGACUCCACCCUAACAGAUCCAGUAUACAGAUUAACUAGACUCCACCCUAACAGAUCCAGUAUACAGAUUAACUAGACUCCACCCUAACAGAUCCAGUAUACAGAUUAACUAGACUCCACCCCAACAGAUCCAGUAUACAGAUUAACUAGACUCCACCCUAACAGAUCCAGUAUACAGAUUAACUAGACUCCACCCUAACAUAAUCCAGUAUCCAGAUGGACCAGACUCCACCCUAACAGAUCCAUUAUCCAGAUGGACCAGACUCCACCCUAACAGAUCCAGUAUCCAGAUGGGCCAGACUCCACCCUAACAGAUCCAGUAUCCAGAUGGGCCAGACUCCACCCUAACAGAAUCCAGUAUCCAGAUGGUGUCAGCCUCCACCCUAACAGAAUCCAGUAUCUACUUGUCGCUCAGCCUCCACCCUAACAGAAUCCAGUAUCUAGUUGGCGCUCAGCCUCUACCCUAACAGAAUCCAGUAUACUUUUCAGAGACUGUACAUUUUUUAAAGAGUGUGUGGGUCCCUUUGUUUUAAUAUAUUGAAAAUAAGAAUCCUUGUGUGUCUAUAUGUGUAUUCCUUGUUCCAGCACUUAAUGGGAUUGUCAAGAGGUUUGCUUGAGAUUUUCUUACUAAUAGACAGUAGUGUUAAGACUUUAUACUGCCAUAAUCUCCUAAUUUAUUGUUAUUUUACUUGUUCAGCAGACAUGUGCGGUAUUAGGGUAACCAGCAUAUCGCACACAUCAAACUUUGAUGUGUGCAGUAUGAUAGAAUUGCUAAUGAUGCCCUAGGCUAGCAAGGAUGCUAUUGACCCAGCUGAUGAACAUUGGUAGUGGUAUGAGCUGUUCUUUCAUUUUUAAAUGGUCUUGUGUAAAUUUUAAUUUUAAAUCAGUGUUUGAAUGAUUGGCCUAACAACCUAGCAUGACUGUCUUCACAAUUCCGAAACUAGAGUAGCAAGUUACAAUGUUGUGUCAUUAGACUUGGAAAACUAUACUACAUGGAUUUAUUCUAAAACUGCUAAAUAUUUGUCUAAAUUAAAAACAUUUAUAUUUCAAGGUAUCUUUCACAGUGUAACCUAAGCUUUUAGUCACUUUGAGACUGUAAAUACUACAUGUGUAAUAGUCUAUAUUACCAAGCAUUAUUGAUAUAGGUUUAAUAUUCUAUAUUAAGUAUUAUUGAUCUUACUGUAAGUGUGAACUCGCCCCUAAAUUUGGCACAUAAAAAAACAUUUGCUGAACACAGUUUAGUGUUAUAAAAUAAAAUGAUUGUAAAUUAUAAGCUAUGAUCUGUGUCACUGUGUUGCACAGUGACAUUAAAACAACCUAUUCCGAUGUUUUUUUUAACAAAGCGGUGAGAGACGAGACCCACGUGAUCUUAACAUACAUUUUAAAAACCCUGUUCCCUGUUUCAAAAUUCAAUAUUUAUGUGAAAUAAGAAACAAAAAUAUUGCACAAUUAUUUCAAUAAAUAAUUCUGCAAUGACGAA
This is a messenger RNA of Gadus macrocephalus (Pacific cod), 5887 nucleotides long. It is a transcript of the gene rereb, whose product is annotated as arginine-glutamic acid dipeptide (RE) repeats b. Bases 134 to 4090 code for a protein of 1318 amino acids. Gene Ontology annotation, cellular component: nucleus. Lineage: Eukaryota; Metazoa; Chordata; Actinopteri; Gadiformes; Gadidae. Gene Ontology annotation, molecular function: zinc ion binding; transcription corepressor activity; sequence-specific DNA binding. The transcript has 17 exons. Gene Ontology annotation, biological process: regulation of DNA-templated transcription. The record is from RefSeq and is a predicted model, not a curated record.